AUGGCACAAGCUUUAUUUGACGAACACCCUCUUGGAGAAUACCUGCGAGAUGCUGGCGAGACUUCAUUUUCAAUACCUGGGAUAACGUCCGACAUCGAGAGAGAGAUUGACGCAUUCUAUGAUGUGGCGGAGGAGCCUUGUGAAGAGGUACAGGUUGACUGGUGUCCUCCAGUGUUGUCAGAGUUUCUAGAGGUUUUGGAAUCCAUUAUCUCGUCAACAGCGCACUCAUCGCGGAAACCCAGUCCAUUCGUGGAGCGAUUCAAGUACAACGUGAUUUCGUCCUCACUGCUGGCACCCUCUCUCCCAACGCCCCACCCGGGGCGACCAUCCCGAACUUUCCACAUCCCAGGCAGACUUGGUCAUAGUCGAACGCCCAGCCUUGAAACCACGCGCCCAACAUCUCCUCCUCCUGCAAUCUCUUCACAGGAUUCGUCUUACGGUGCCCUGAGCGCCACAGUUGCGUCAACUGUCAUAUUUUCCAGCAUUGGAUUCUCCAGCCUCGCCGUCCUAUCUUUAUUCGCAACCAUUAUCCUGAUGUACAAGCACAUGUAUACGACUGAAACGCCCAAGCACGAUCUCACUUCUUCGUUCAAUGCCCUUGAUGACCUGAUUGUCGCCAACACUACGUGGGACGCCGUUGUCCAGGACGCCGUAACGUUUCUGGAUAACGAAGAGCGCAAUCUCCACACCUCGACAGGUCCAUCAUCACCCUCUCCCAUUCGCGUCGCCCUUCAUUCCUCUCUACAAACUACUCACACACAAUGUGACAACAUUCGCCAUCUAUUUUCAGCUCUAACAUCUCCCACAGAACUAUCACAGCUCUCAGAGAUGUAUGCGCCACCAUCACCUAUGAAAACGGGCUUCGCUCCAGAGGGCCACUCCCGUCCGCUGUCGUAUCCUCUACGUUCACCAACCUCGCCUGCUCGUACCCCAGAGAGCAAACGCUCGACUUGGAACGGCUCGUAUUCAAGCCUUGCAUACGCCGGAAGUCCGACGAACCCGAUGUACAGAAGACGAGACAAGCACAGAGCCAACCUCUCGGACGUGUUCGAGACAAAGAGUGCUCCUGUGACACCCUUGCUUGAUCCUUCAGCAAGUCGUCUUUCCGAAGUCCCAGAGGACCAGCCAAUCAGCAGUGUGUCAACCUCUUUUUCACCAAUGACCAACAACUUUGGUUCGGCGGCACUGGAGAUCCAGCGGAAACGGAAAAGUGGAGGCAUGGACUUCCUACGGUCACCGCCUUCUGCGAGUUACUCGCUACCUGAAUUACGCAGCCCUCGAAGAUUCUCGUCAACAAUCACCUCAUCAUCGAAAUUCACCAGUCCUCAGUCGGGUCGCCAUCCACUCUCGUAUUCAGCUCUGACAUACUCUCUCCAAGGAGCUUUGUCCGCCAAGAGAUAUACGUGUUCACACCUUCUCGCUCUGCGCUUCUCGGAGGAAGACGACGAAGGUUACUGGGAGGACGUCCGGAGUGUGAUGGGCUUGCUGACUAGUGCCCUUGUGGACGCGUCGUCAAGACUUGCAGAAGCUCUUGACGAGGUCGAGCACCAGAACUUGCGCGAUCAGAACCCUACGCCCAACAGAACCGACUUCGUCGAUGGCGAUAUUGACCCAAUGGAGGGUCUUGAGAGGGAGAGUCCGCCGAAGCGACAGAGCAAGAUAUCUUUCGCCCCGCUGCCAAGCCAUAUCUCGCGCUUUGCGGCCCACGUCGCUGCUAUCGAGUCAGCAUUGGACGAUGCUCGAGAGAAUUUGGAGCAGUGUGUUGCAGCUAUUAAGGAGGGUCCGGUGUCAUCUACACCAACGCCUUCAAGAACCCUGCGGCAUUCGCGGUCCUUCUCUCGCAUGUUAUCACCUCCAAAUGCGAACGAACUAGAGCAAGAGGAGCACGAAGCACUGCAAGCCUACGAACGCCUUCGUAGAGAGCUGGGUUUGGCGCUGCGAGAGUGCGAGAGAGGCCGAGAGCGUUUAUUGGAGAUCGUGAAGCCCGCUGUCGCGAGCGACGACGAGGAAGAGUUCGACGACGUCCCUGGCCUCGCACACGACGCAAGUGCAAGUGACGAUUCGGAUAAGCCCGACCCAACAUCCCCGGCCUGGGACGACGAAGCAGUGGUCGCAGCCGUCGCAGAUGUAAACCAACUAGCUACUCCCGAUGCGGAGAAGGCAUUCGUGGACGAUGCCAACCCGCAUCUUCUUCAAACGACGAGCGCGCAGCAUCUACCCCUACCUGGCAUCGAAGAGGUCUUCGAGGCUGACACUGGCGCGAAGGCCACCUUCACCCGCGAGCGGUCGAAGUUGUCGAGAGAGGAGCGGAUCCAGCUCGCCAAAGCGCGGCGAGAGAGUGGGAUGGGUCUGGGUAUCGACCCAGUAGAUGCGGAGGAUGGUAGUGGAGAGAAGCCGAAGAUGGGAGGCAUUGAGAAGUGGGGUCCGGGCGGCGAUGUCGUGGAGGAGCUGAAGGACGUCAUUUGGAAAGUGGGCGAGCGCAAGAGGCGGAUGACGGUCUCGGUGCAGGCUGCACAGCAGACACUCAGACCGACACAGAGCCGGACGUUGAUCCAGAGCAGCAUCCCCGAGUCGCUCCUCGAGAGUUCAUGA
Messenger RNA from Cyclocybe aegerita, 2592 nucleotides. Lineage: Eukaryota; Fungi; Basidiomycota; Agaricomycetes; Agaricales; Hemipholiotaceae. The record is from the annotation of a GenBank genome assembly.